Messenger RNA from Haemorhous mexicanus (house finch), 2618 nucleotides. RefSeq lists its product as uncharacterized. NCBI's taxonomy places the organism in Eukaryota, Metazoa, Chordata, Aves, Passeriformes, Fringillidae. The transcript has 2 exons. Bases 1722 to 2618 code for a protein of 298 amino acids. Gene Ontology annotation, molecular function: peptide antigen binding. The record is from RefSeq and is a predicted model, not a curated record.
CUUCCUCUGCCCCGAGCCCGCAGCACCGACAGCGCACAGCCCCGCACGGCCCCCAGCCCGCCCGCAACCUGCGCUCACACAGUCCCCCCACACAGCCCGGCCUCCCCUCGCUCCCGAGCCCGACUCUGCCUCACACCGAACUGCUGCGGGCUGCGCCUCUGCCAGCGCCUCUCGCUCUCCGGCCACGGCUGCUGCUGCUGCUCUCAGCCGGCUUUGCAAAGCACAGAGCUGCUCCUUGAGAGCACCAGGGCUGGGAGCUGACCAAGGAGCUGCACUGGCAGGCACGCAGGGCCUAAUUCAUGGAGUUUUGUCGCAUCAAAAGGUCAAGGGGUGAGAGGGGUUUGCAGUGAGGUUUUCCAAGGCAACAGAGGAAUCUCCAUCUCUAUCUCUGCAGAAUUGUCCCUAUUCCAUCCUGCAAAGUCAAUAGAAGAAGCAUUGUCUCAGGGAUGGGUAGCACAGGUGUACUUUCAAUCGCACUCGAAUUUGGAAUUCACUUCUCUCCAUUUUCUUCUCUUUCUCCGAUUUCCCCAAACACCUAUGGAUGUGCAUUCAGCAUCUUCCUGAAACAGUAGAACAUCUGGGAGGGAAAGCAAUAAAUUUGUGGGAGUAGAGGAGCAUUUCAAAUUCCCUGAGGACCCUGUCAUGUUAGUAUUCUCUCCAGCAUCGUGAAUAAAUGCCAGGAUUUGGCAAUGCUGCAAGUGUUGCAGAGAGACACAUGAAAGACUAAACUCCACAUGAUGUUUCCCUCCAGAGAGUUGCUCUAGAGCCCCCCUUUCCUUUUGGGGACAGGAGCAUUUCAGUAUCUUCAGGAGCUCCUUGGGCUGAUAAAGUUCAGCAGAGGCCACUUUCAGAUCAUGUGAAAGGCGAGAGUGUCUGGUGCUCUAAGGCUCACAUCACUUCCAUUUCCCUUUCCAAGGGAAGGCCAAGGAAAAGGGAAAGUGAUGAACACAGCACACAAUGACUCCAAUCUGGCAGUAGGUGAUAAGGGAGAGAAAGAGAGAGCUCAGAGCUCUCCAGCUUCUAAUUGAUGGGCCAUUAGGGAACUGCUGUGAAUUGGCUCAGGCUGAGCUGUGUCAGUGACAAGAAGGGACAAGAGGAACAUGAGGAUAAUGGAGGUUUGAGGGGGUCGUGUGGAAUUAGGGAGCACUCACCAAGGAAUGCUUGUGAGGCUGUGCAGUCCCCAGCCAUCGGGUUCUCCAAAAGCCAUCUGCAUUUGGAGAUUAGCAGGGACCGCAGAGAGCUGAGGACACCUCGGGAGGGUGAGAAACCUCAGCGGGAGAGAAGCCCCGGAGCUCCCGAAUGCCCAUUCCUGGGUGUGCAGCAGAGCUGGCCGUUGCAGCUGCGGAGGAGAGGACUGCACUGCGAGCUGCGCGGGAACAGCCCCUUGCCAUCACUCAGGCCCCACGGGCACGGGAUGCUCACAAUGCCAAUGGCUGAGGGUGCCUCGGGGGCUGCUGCUGGAGGAGCCAGAAACGCACAAGGAGCAUUUGAGGCACGGCAAGGACAGCUCCUGGCUCUGCCUGCUCCCGCCGCCUCUCCCUUUGCUCCCGCCGAGAGUGGUUUCCGGCAGCUCCGUUCUCUCUCGGGGCUGGGACUCCGGCAGCUCUGUUCUCUCUCGGGGCUGGGACUCCGGCAGCUCUGUUCUCUCUCGGGCCUGGGACGUGCUUUCUGCCUCUGCCUCACUCAGCAAACACUUGGUCACUCAGCAGCUUGCUCUCGGCAUGCACCUGGCAUAUCUCAUCCUCACCGUCUUCCUGGGCCAGCUCCUGGGCUCCACGGGGCAGGACAUGGUCACCCAGGAAGAUGGAGCAGUCACGCUGAAGCAGGGACAGCCCUUCCACACCACCUGCAAAUACCACAGCAGUUAUUUUAAUGCCUUGCUCUGGUACCAGCUGAGGAAAGGCCAAGCCCCACAGCUGAUCUCCUAUCAAGCAGGGACUGGCCCCAGGCCCAGUGGCCGAAUCACCACAUACCUGAACACCACGAGCAAAUCCAGUGUCCUGCGGCUGGAGGAAGUGGAGCUCUCUGACACUGCCUUGUACCUCUGUGCUGUGCAAGACACCCUGGUGCAGAGAGCUUCCUCAGCUGUGCAACAACCCAGGGCAGGGAGGGGACGUGUCAGUGCAAGGCUGAGCUUGGGGAAGGACCCUGAUGGCACCCCAGUGCUCACCAGAAUUUGCAUCCACACGUGUGUACAAUGGUCUGAUGGUUUUGAUUACGUCCAUCCUGACACUCCCCUUGGGAAAGGAUUUUGGACUACUUUGACUCAUUUCCAUCCUAUUGUGCAGUCUGUAAGGAAAGAAAAAUAUCCCCUGUGCUUGCCUGGGACCUUGUCCAUCCACGCUCCAGCCCUGCUGCCUUUGGCCCCACAUGUCCUCAGCAGAGCCCAGGCCUUGUUGUGUGUUGCUGCCUGGGGUUCCCUUGGAGCAGCCCCGUUUGCAUGGACACACGUGAAGCACGGAUUUGUCUGUGGCUCCCCACUGGACAGCACGGCCCUGUGUGUGUCCCUGAUCGGGAGGGAAUGUCCUGACCAUGGCAGGGACAGCGAGCACUGUCCUGGCCCUGAACAGCAGAGAGCAGCAGCUGCCCAGGCUCACAAACAGCCUGAGAGCGGCUGA